GGACAUUACGCGGGCAGACAGAGCGGUGUUCGAACGCUCCCUCAUCGUAUCAUUCAAACAUGAAACGCGAAAGCGGCGACUUACGUCCGAUAACAGACAACUUUUAAAUUUCGAACAUAAAACUUGUGACUAAAAGUGCCAGUGUGUUAAAUUACAAACUCUUUGUUGAAGUGCCAAAUAUGUGAGAGACUAGUUUUGUUAGAAUCGUUUUUGGAGCAAAUUUAAAAUCUUAUCUUUUGCGGGGUUGAUGACUUUUUGAACUCAUUAACGUAAAAUUUAAAUAACAAUGUUCUCGAUUUAAAGAAAUCAUUCUCAUUCUAUUAAAUUAAGUAUUUAAGAAGAUAAAAUUCGUUAUGUGAAAGAGGAAAUGAUGGAAAUCAUCAAAAUGAAGUUCUCCGCGUUGAUUGCAUUGUGCGCAAUAACAUCGGCGUACGACAUCACACAGCUGAAGGUGCCGCUGUAUGCAGAUCCCCGACGUGCGGCCGAACUGAGCUGCCAUUUUCAAAUGGACGACGAAAAACUCCACUCCGUCAAGUGGUACCGGGAUAUGAACGAGAUUUUCCGGUACAAUCCGUCUCAGAAGCCGCCAAUACGACUGUUCAAUAUAACGGACAUCAUGGUACAAGGCGGAAAAUGUGAGGUAGACUCUUGCAUGGUCCGAGUUAUGCCUCCACCCAUAGCUACGAGAGCCGCAUACACUUGUGAAGUAUCAACGGAAGGGCCAAAGUUCUUUAUUGCGAGAAAGACAAAACAUAUGACUGUUGUUGCCAUACCGGAAAUGGAUCCUGUCAUAAUUGGAGCUCCGAAAGUACUGAAGCCGGGGGAACAGAUAUUCCUAAACUGCACGUCGGAUUACUCGUUGCCACCGUCCGAUAUUAAUUGGUACAUCGAUGAUGAGUUUCAAAAGCCUGAAGCGUGGCAACGGACGGAACAGAGUGCGCCCCAGCCUGGAGGUCUGCGUCGAUCGUGGCGCGUACUCCGAUUGCGAGUUCCACCGACGGCAAGCGGCACGAUCAGAGUGAGAUGCGAAGCGAUCCUGCUUGUCGAGCCGCCGGUCGUGCGAGACGCCAAUAUCAUCAUCACUAUACAUUCUCGUACGCAACCUUCAAAAUACGUCUCGAAUAGUGUAGGUACUAAUAAAUAUUUGAAUGAAGUGUUACUGCUCACUAUAAUAUGGACUAUCAAACAUAUAUUGAGGUUUGUUCUUAUCUAAUAAGAUUCAAAUUGGAGUAAGUUGUAAUUAUAAUAUUAAUUGUAAACUAAACAUAUAAAUGUCAGUAGAUACAAACAGCGUAGCGUUACAAAAAAGAUUAUUUGUGAAAUAUUAUGAUUACAUCUGAAUGUUUUUAGUUAGUGGUAUUAUUUAUUUACUCAUGCAUUCCAAAAUUCAUUUCAAAAAAAUAAUUAAUAAAUAAACGUGCGGAGUUUAGAUUCCUGGCUUCUUAUAGAUAUAUAAAGAUGUCAAAUUUUCCAAUAUAAAAAAGUGGAUUGUUAUUUUCUAUUGGAUGAGAGCUUUAAUUGUACAAAACGAAGUUUUGUUAUAAUUUCAUGUAGAACAUUUGUGAGAACUGAAAAAAAAAACAUGUUUAUUCUGUGAUUCUAAGUUGUGCGUGAGAAAAUCCUUAGCUUUUAAAAUCCUUAAGAUCUCAAUUUCUUAGAUUAUUUACUUCGGAUGAUACAACAUAAUAAUAUGAAUUAUCGAAUCCCGACAAUUUCAUACACAGCUCGCGUCCUUGUUACACCAGCAAGUUGUUGACCCAAGUUUUCAAAUCACGACGUGAUCCGUGAUUUGUGUUGAAAAUCAUAUACCUAUUUACAUAUAAGGGGAGCGUUAAACAUAAGAAUACAUUUGAGUUUGGAUAAGAAUUUUUAUAUAGAAAUGUAAAUUUUGAGGAGUUUCCGUUAAAAGUGUUGUUUAAGCUUUUAAAAGUAAUAUUUAAUUAUUCUUCUUCUAAAGAGGUAAAAUUAGAAGAAUACGUGCUCAAUGAAUGAUGAAUUGCCUACUAUGUUAUUUUUUAUGAGAAAGAGUCCCUGAAGUUUUAACAUACGCACCAAUGAACCCGUUAUGUUAAGGGAAUGCUCUCGACAAAAACCUUAAUCAGUUGAUGUCGUGCUUUAGUUAAGAAUAUUAAAAUAUUUCAUUAAAGACAUAUAACUUGCAUUGGGCACUCCUCAUUUGAUAGAACGCGGAGAGACAUAAUAAUGUGAAUAACGUUUAAUUUAUUAAAAAAAAAAAACACUCAUAAGAUUUCAUGUAACGCUACGCAUUGAUGUAAUUUCAAAUAAAAUCUAUAAAUACCCCAUAGAAUCUUAAAUUGAUGCAAUAUGAAGAUAAAAAUUAUUUUUUGUACAUUCUGUAUUAAAUUUUAGCAAUUAGCGAAUUGCUGUUGAUUAACAAUAAAUAUUAAAAGCAUAGAAAAAAUAAUAAAAAUUCAAAGAAAUUAAUUGCAUUUUUUGAAAAUUACAUUACAUUCAUCCGUAACUUUUAAUGUAAUAUUGCGAAACAAAUUCACAGCAGCAAAAUUGAAACAAAUGAAUUGUUACUGAAUGUUAAUGUAAUAACAAAUUGAAUAUAAAUUAUCUCUUGAAGCAUUUUACUAACACAAAUACACAACUUGGAUACAUACAACUACACACGAGAAGAAUCGGUGGAAAAAUUUAUUUCUUUGCUUCUAAUACAAAGUGUAAUUAUCACCAAUCAUUUCAGAAUCCCGAAGAGAACCGCAAUUUCGUAGCUUUUCAGAGUGUGAUUAGUUUCGUAAAUAAUACUCAGACAACAGAAUAAGGUAGACGUUGUCGAGAAAUACAUGAUGUCGUCCAUAUUGAAACAGUUAUGAAAGAAUUUAUAUUAAUGCAAAAAAAUACCAAGCUAAUCAAUUAAUGAUAAGUUUCGAAAAGCACACUAAGCUGAACAAUCGAGCCGUUUCUCAUUAUUAUUUUUAAUCAAAUGUUUUCAAUUAUACUACACAAGAGCCUGGCCAGAGCCACGAGACAGUUGUGCGUACUGGUUUGAGGGGUAAAACAGUAUUUAUAUAAUAAAGCUUGAGCUUCCUACCUCUCGUCUCAAGGCUGGGUAGUUAUGGGCCAACACAACACCAAAUGCUACAGACCCAGGUAGACAAAGCAGGUAUCCUUGGCUAGGGGUGCUAAGCGAGGAGGUUUCUCACUCUGAAGAGCCACUCACUUGUGGCUUGGGUAGUAGAAAUCGUCACCGGUGGCGAUAUACCGGGAAAUUAUAAUAUUAUGUUCCUUUAGGUGUACAUUUUAAUCCUUUUAAAAUAUAUUUAUUUUUGAUAUUUUUUUGCUGAAGUAAAUAAGAGUCUGGGAAUAUCUAAUAAUCGUUUGAAUUAAUUGAAGAUAAUUUAAGGUUAGAUGAAUUAAUUCUUCGGCUGCUAACGUAAUUAAUUAAACUUACUUUACUUUGUUACGUCUACCUUAAUCUAAGCUUCUGACGAAUAAUAUUAUUAUUCAUAGGCGUUAAUCUAUGGCUGUGUUUCACUUAAGAUAAUGUCAAUUCUUUGCACGACAUCAUCUAUAACUAUAUUGUACAGUACACGAAAGGUUUAUUUGUUAAUUAAUAAGUAUUGUGAAAAUAAAUGGGAAUACGUAAAUAAAAUUUCGAAAACUA
Molecule: messenger RNA, 3628 nt
Organism: Bombyx mori (domestic silkworm)
Lineage: Eukaryota; Metazoa; Arthropoda; Insecta; Lepidoptera; Bombycidae
Exons: 6
Coding region: 368-1213 (281 amino acids)
Source: RefSeq, a predicted model, not a curated record